UCCACCAAAGUGGGAACAUGCUUCACCAAAGAACCUUUCGAGAACUGCUCACAGAGCGGAUGGGACAAACUGCUGACCGAAGAUACGAACGGCUCCCUACAAAAUUCUGAGAGUGAGGAAGACCAAAGCACGGCCGAGCCAGAAGCUGCCACCCGACGAAGCUUCCAGAAUGCCCAGUUUCAAGCCUUACUCUCAAAGCAUGUUAUUCAGGACGAUCACUCAAAAAAGCCUGACGACGAGCUUCCUAUUGCCCUUCUACUUGCGAAACGAGACCACAGCGGAGGAAACUUAGAUCCCCGUGAAUACCAGAUUGAGCUGUUUGAGCGCGCAAAGAAGAAGAAGAAAAUCAUUGCCGUACUCGACGCAGGCUCUGGAAAGACACUGAUCGCAGUACUUCUGCUCAAACAUAUCCUCAACCAAGCACUUAUCGACCGAGAUAAUGGGAAGUCAUCUCGAGUGGCAUUCUUCUUGGUCGACACUGUGGCCCUUGUCUUCCAGCAGUCAGCGGUUCUCCGAAACAAUCUUGAUCAGAGCGUGGCACAUAUCUUCGGUGCCAUGGGUCCAGACUUAUGGGACUCUGAAGUCUGGAAAGACCAUUUGGCAAGACACAUGGUGAUUGUGUGUACAGCCGAUAUUCUCAACCAGGCUCUGCUCAACGGACUCGUGAAGAUGGGCAACAUCAACUUAUUGAUCUUUGACGAAGCUCACCACACGAAAAAGGACCAUGUCUAUGCCCGUAUCAUCCGAGAAUCAUACCUCCCAACAGAAAAUUGGAAGCGUCCGAGGAUCUUUGGGAUGACUGCCUCCCCAAUCGAUGCCAAAGUCAAUAUCGCAGAUGCAGCCAUGCAGCUUGAAAAACUCCUGGAUAGCGAAAAUGCAACGACAUCUCACUUGACCCUGUUACGACAAGUCGUGGGAAGUCCCAAAGAGGAAACAUGGACAUACAACAAGCUUGAUUUACCGUUUCCCACAGAACUCUACGGGCAGAUGGAAAGGAGAUUCGGAAAUGUCAAAGCCCUCAAACCAAUCCUGCGAUUUGCAUUGAAUGCCACCUCAGAGCUAGGAAGAUGGUGCGCGGACCAGGUUUGGGAGUUUGCCUUGGCAGACGAAGUGCUUGCAAAGCUCAAGUGCAUUAUUUCAAAAGACCCAGGCCCAGACUUUACUUCGAGCUCUUCAAAACAGAACCCAGAGGAAACUCAAAAGGACAUCAUCCAGCGCCGAAACACGGCGAAGACCUUGCUUCGGCUUUGUGAGAAACUGGAAAUUCCCAAUAUUCGCCCCGGAGUGCUGCUUGGAAUUAACCACGAUCCCACUGGAUCAACAACAUUUCGUCAGCAAUUUCUCACCUUGGCGAAGUUCCGACAGAGUAAGAUCAAUUGCCUCUUUACGACGUCAGUUGCAGAAGAUGGCCUCGACAUCCCGGACUGUAAUCUUGUCGUGAGAUUCGAUCUUUACAGCACAGUGAUUCAGUAUGUCCAAAGUCGUGGCCGUGCAAGACAUACCAACUCAACCUAUGCAACCAUGAUCGAGAUGGGCAAUGAAGAGCACAAAGAAAGAAUUCGGGACGUUCAAGAAGCUGAGCGCCUCAUGCAAGUCUUCUGCAGAUCUCUGCCCGCAGAUCGAAUCCUCAAUGGAAAUGAUCACGACCUGGACGAUGCUUUGAAGAAGGAAGAGAAGAAGAGAAUCUACACUGUUCCCUCAAGCGGCGCAAAGCUGACUUAUGGACAUGCUAUUAAUGUUCUGGGACGUUAUGCCACCUCCUUGCAAUAUGAAAAUGACCUUUCAGCUUCGGUCAGCUACGUCUUGCUCUCACAGGGCCACUCAUUCAUCUGCGAGAUCAUUCUACCAGAGAAGUCACCCAUUAGAGGGCUGAUUGGAGGUCGAGAAUCCAAAAAAGGCCUGGCUAAACAAUCAGCUGCGUUUGAUACCUGUAUCCUGCUCCGCAAAAAUGGAUUGCUUGAUGACAACUUCAGGUCCAAGUAUCACAGGCGGUUGCCGGCGAUGCGCAAUGCAAAGCUCGCGGUCACGAAUAAGACAAAUGAGUACAUCAUGAUUUGCAAGCCUUCGAUCUGGAACCAUGAAGAUAUUAUUCCAGACAUGCUCUAUGGCUUGCUCAUCAAGUUCAUGCCAACGAAGCCUCUGAAAAGAGAGCACCAAAGCCUGUUGCUGUUGUCUCGGAAACGACUCCCUUUGUUUCCUUCUUUCCAAGUGUUUUUGGAGAAUGAUAUUAACACUAUGAUUCAUACAAGGAGCAUCGGCAAAUUUGUGGUAACCUCUCAAGGACUUAUAAACCUUUGCAGUUUCACACUGGCAGUCUUCCAGGAUUUGUUCCACAAGAGCUUCGAUCCAAUGACCGAGAAAUUUCCCUACUGGCUUGCCCCAGUCCUAGCAGGCGCCGGCGACCUUACUCCAGACACCGCUUCUCAGAGCGUGAUAGAUUGGGAUACGGUAGCUUUCGUGCAUAACCACUUGGACUGGAAGUGGUCUCCAGAUAUGGACGUCAACUUUCUCCUGGGACGUUUCAUCUAUGACCCAUGGGAUGGAAGGAAACGAUACUUUCCAAUCGCCGUUGAGUCUGACCUACAUCCAUCAGACCCCCCCCACCAGACUGGACACCACGUCGACGAGAAAUUGGAGGCUACAAAAUGCGUUGCUUGCCCGCAACCACUGGUAAUAUCAUCAAUCCCGUUGACGACAGUGACUUCAUGCCUUGCAUUCCCUGCUAUCAUUAGCCGGCUAGAGUCCUACAUGAUUGUAUUGGAGGGCUGCAAACUCCUUAGGCUGGAUCUCAAGACUGACCUUGCCUUGGAAUCGUUCACAAAGGACCCCGGCAACUCCGGAGAUCAUCAAAUUACACAGAUACAUGUACAGCGAGGCAUGGGAAAGAAUUACGAGCGUCUUGAGUUUCUGGGUGAUUGUUUCCUUAAGCUAGGAACGACAAUUUCGCUCUUCAUCCAAAAGCCAGACGAUGACGAGUACGAUUAUCACGUCCAUCGAAUGUGUCUCAUCUGCAACAAGAACUUGUUCAACACCGCUAUCAAGCUUCGCAUCCAUGAGUACAUCCGCAGUCGUGGGUUUUCUCUGAAUACGUGGUAUCCGCCAGGUCUUACACUCUUGCAUGGGCGAGAGUACGUUCAGCACAUUAAAUCGGAGAGCUCUCACAACCUCGGCGAAAAGACAAUUGCCGAUGUGUGCGAGGCAUUGAUUGCGGCAUCCUUGCUCACCGGAGGUAAAGACCAUCGAUUUGACUUGGCUGUUCAAGCAGUUACUCUUUUUGUUGACAGUGAAAACCACAUUGCAACUUGCUGGGCAGAUUACCUUGCGUUCUACACGAAACCAGUAUACCAGGUACAAGCAUCCGAUGCAGCUGAGCGAGAUCUUGCGAAAAAGGUCUUUGAGAAGCUUGGAUAUAGCUUCAAGUUUCCUCGCCUGUUGCGGUCUGCUUUCACACAUCCUUCUUAUCCGUUGGCUUACGCCAAAGUGCCCUGUUACCAACGACUCGAAUUCUUGGGCGACGCGCUUCUCGAUAUGGUGUGCAUUGAGUUUCUGUACCAUCGAUAUCCCGACAAGGAUCCGCAGUGGCUCACUGAGCACAAAAUGGCUAUGGUGUCUAAUAAGUUCCUCGGAGCUUUGGCAGUGAAACUAGGCCUGCAUCGGCAUCUUCAAUACUUUGGUGGUCCCCUGCAAGGGCUAAUCACCCACUACGCAGAAGAUGUCCAGAUUGCGGAGGCUGAAGGGGACGGGGCGAUGGACUAUUGGCUUGGUACCAAAGACUCUCCAAAGGCGAGUAUUAAUAUGGUCGAAGCAUAUGUCGGCGCCAUUUUCGUGGACUCAGAGUUCGAUUUCAUCGUGGUUGAGGCCUUUUUCACGGCUCAUGUGAGGCCCUUUUUCGAGGACAUGUCUCUGUAUGACACGUUUGCCAACAAUCACCCGGUGACCCACCUACACAGUCAAUUGACGAAUGUCUACGGGUGCACCAACUACUGUCUCAAGAGUGGCGAGAUCCCCGAGAUAGAUGGCGACAAGUCGAAAAUUCUGGCUGCAGUAAUGGUGCAUGGCCACUCUAUCGGCAAUGCGGUAGGGACGUCUGGUCGGUAUGCGAAGGUUAGGGCGAGCGAGCGGGCAUUGGUAGCAGUUCAAGGAAUGCUUAGGUCCGAUUUCCGGCUCAAGUAUAAUUGCGACUGCGGGCCAGUGGAUAUGAAGGAUCUGGAGGAGAUGGAGAUUGGGACUGCGGUGUGA
Molecule: messenger RNA, 4239 nt
Organism: Penicillium atrosanguineum
Lineage: Eukaryota; Fungi; Ascomycota; Eurotiomycetes; Eurotiales; Aspergillaceae
Exons: 12
Biological process (GO): siRNA processing
Cellular component (GO): RISC complex; nucleus; cytoplasm
Molecular function (GO): ribonuclease III activity; ATP binding; RNA binding
Source: RefSeq, a predicted model, not a curated record